AUGCCCUUUCCCCAAACUCCAUCCUUCAGUGGGCUAGGCUCUAGUACACUGCCAACACUCAAAGCCAACGUCUCUCAAGAUAAUCGUUUUGACCGGGUUCUUGAGGGCCUUUUGUCGGAGGGUCGAUCCACUCGGUCAAGAGAUUGCUCCACGGAUUCCGACAUGACAGCCUGCUCACACCCUUCCGGCACCGGCGGAGACCCAGAAUCGAUCUCACAAUAUCUGAAAGGGCUGGCAGAGCUCAAUAGCACGCUACUUCAAAGCAGAGCGAAUCGACAUGGAGCGGGUCACAGUGAUCUUGGCAAAUCCCAGCCCCUUCCUACACGGACUGGUUCUUCUGUCCCCCUCUCCAUCGGAUGGACUUUGACGCACUGCCAACAGUUCCUAAAUAUGCUCCAGAAUCUUCAAAGACAUGUGAGCCCUCGUGCUGGCCACGAUACAUGGUCGCCUGCCAGGUUAGAGGACACAAUAGAUCUGUCCGCCACUCCACCUAGCCCAGCACCACUGCAUCAGACACCACCCCGCGUUUCAACACUGGAUACUCCCAUUCUUUUCUCCAUUCUCUCAUGCUAUGCCUAUAUCCUGGAGGAAUACGAGCGCCUCUUCUCUUAUAUUCUGAAAUCUGUAAUCCAGCCCGUCCCCCAAAUCCCGGCGACCUUGAUAGGGAUUAGUUUGGAUGGCUUCAAACUGGAUGGAAACAAUACUUUGCAGAUGGAAUUCCUUCUGUAUAUCAGCUCAAACAUGUUGGAAAAGAUUGAAACGAUUCUAGUUGGCUCUUCACAGGGGACAACAGCGGUCCCAAACCAGGGACUCUUGGGCUACAAGAUGAUGGCCUGUCUGGAGUCGCUUUAUGAUCAUGUUGAUGUUUCAACAGAUGAUGGGGCUGACAAUAGAGAAGUAAGGGCCAUUACCCUUAUACGAAAAAUCCAAGCUGCUUUAAAAAACCUUGAAAAAUGA
Molecule: messenger RNA, 957 nt
Organism: Penicillium coprophilum
Lineage: Eukaryota; Fungi; Ascomycota; Eurotiomycetes; Eurotiales; Aspergillaceae
Exons: 1
Coding region: 1-957 (318 amino acids)
Source: RefSeq, a predicted model, not a curated record